UGAUCCAUGUAUAAAUGAUCCUGCUCUCGAUAUAUCACUUACACCUGAUCCACCCAUUCCUAACCAAGAAUUUUUUAUCGGUGUUUCUCAAACUGUAUCUACAUCUAUUUCAGAUGGUUUUGUUACAAUUGAGUCAAUUGAUGGUAGCCUUAAACAAUCGCAAGUCUGUAUUAUUCCUGCAACUAAUGCUGGUGACAACUUUCUUGUUAACUGCGCACUUGAUGCACUGCCAAAUACCCCUCCACUACCAAUAAAUAUUCAGGUGUUUGGCAAUGUGGGAGGGCAAUAUAAUACAAUAGGUUGUACACAAAUAUUUGCUUUUUGA
This is a messenger RNA of Racocetra fulgida, 325 nucleotides long. The record is from the annotation of a GenBank genome assembly. NCBI's taxonomy places the organism in Eukaryota, Fungi, Glomeromycota, Glomeromycetes, Diversisporales, Gigasporaceae.